Messenger RNA from Eurytemora carolleeae, 417 nucleotides. Its product is annotated as ectonucleoside triphosphate diphosphohydrolase 3. The coding region runs from base 55 to 402 and encodes 115 amino acids. The transcript is spliced from 5 exons. The record is from RefSeq and is a predicted model, not a curated record. Gene Ontology annotation, molecular function: hydrolase activity. Lineage: Eukaryota; Metazoa; Arthropoda; Copepoda; Calanoida; Temoridae.
UUCCAGAUGAAAUGAAUGAUGGCUGUUUACUUGUCAAAGAUUUAAAGAAGCACGAUGAACAGGGUUAACUCUAUCCCUGACUCUCUGAGGCGUGUUUUCUCCUCCUCCGACAUGCUGACCAGCCUCCCAUUCUCGGCACGCAAACUGAGUCACCCAGGAUGUGAGGGGCGUAACUAUCCAUAUUUACUAUUGGUUGGAUUAAUUGCUUUAUUAAUUCUUCUUUGUCUGGUUUACACGUUUGGAGGCAACAGAGUUUUUAGUGGAAAAUCUUCUCAACUGAUUACAGAAGAAAUUAACUAUGGAAUAGUGCUCGAUGCUGGUAGCAGUGGGACUAGAGCAUAUCUAUAUUAUUGGCCGGAACAUUCGGGAAACAAGCAUGAUUUACUCAGGUUUAGUAUUUAAAGGGAGUGAUCGCGA